AUGGCCUCGUCGACAGAUGAUGUGAUGGCAGGGUCCGUGUCCAGUCCGAAGCUGGGGAAGCUAAAGGUGGUGCGGCGGCAGCUGCUGCAGAGGUAUGAGCACCAGCCGUUUGUGUCGUGUCUGGCUGGUCUGUACGGCUGUCAAUGGAGACGCUACCAGAGGGCCAAAUCUCAGCCUGGGGAGUGCUGCUGCAGCAGGGUGGAGUGUGGGAGCGUGGUCCUUCUGGUCCUGACCUUCCUCCUCUCCUCUCUGUUCCUCUACUUCUGGAGCCAGGCUCACAACGAUUACAAUGAUUUUGAUUGGUUUAACUUUGAGACUCUGGGAUUCUGGUUCCCCUGGUCUCUGGUGCUGCUGGUUGUUGCUGCUGCUCUGUUCACCUACAUCUGUCUGCUGCUGGUACUGGCGGUGUGUUUACUGUCUGAGGGACAGAGGCUGUACCUUCACUGGAGUCACAAGAUGGGGAUUGUGGUGACCCUGGCAUUCGCUGUCAGUGCCACGGCUGUUCUGUCUGAGGUGUGGAGUAAAGAGUGGAAGACCCUCCUCCUCUCCCUGCAGGUCACAGCCCCCUUUCUUCAUGUAGGCGGGGUUUUAUUUAUGACUCUCCUGUCCUGGCCAAUAGCGCUGCACUUUUUUCGCAUGAACAAGAGAGUGCAUCAGGUGUGUCUGUUGGGUGUGUACCUGAGUGUAUUGUUCAGUCUGUACCUGGUUCCUCUGGCCAUGUAUUCUCCCUGCAUCAGAGAAGCUGGAACCCUGGGACCCAAACCAACACUCCUCGGACACAGAGGAGCUCCCAUGCUUGCUCCAGAGAACACUCUAAUGUCCUUUGAGAGUGCAGUGGAGGCUGGAGUGGACGGGCUGGAGACUGACGUCACUAUAAGUGCUGAUGGCGUUCCGUUUGUGAUGCAUGACCUCACCCUGCAGAGGACCACUAACGUCGAGGAGGUGUUUCCUAACAGAACACACACACCUGCUGCCCUGUUCACCUGGUCUGAUGUACAGCUGCUCAACGCUGGGGCCUGGUUCCUCUCUUGGGAUCCGUUUGGCACGGUGUCCUCUAUGACUCCAGAGCAGCGAGCGCUAGCUGCCAAUCAGACUGUUCCCUCCCUGGCUGAAGUUCUGGACGUAGCGAAUCGGACAGGCAGGAUAGUGUUGUUUGACCUGAGACAGCCUCCUCCUGGACACCCUUAUAGAGACAACUACCUCAACAUCACCCUCGACCUCAUACACACACACAUCAACUCCAGCCAGGUGCUGUGGCUGCCAUCAGAUCAGAGAGGGGAGGUACAGCAGGUGGAUCCAGAGCUGCAACAGACAGCAGGACAGACUGCCUCUAUUCAGGAACUACAGGACAACCACAUCACUACCCUCAACCUUCACUACAGCACCAUGUCUCUACAACACAUCAGUAAGUACAGGUCGGUGAACAUCAGUGUGAACCUGUAUGUAGUGAACCAGCCGUGGCUCUACUCUCUGGCCUGGUGCAGUGGAGCAUCCUCCGUUACCACCAACAACAUGCUGCUGAGAGAUAUACACACACCGCUGCUCCUUGUGACUCUAGAGCAGUACAGUGUGAUGUGGGUUUUGACUGACCUGGUCUCUGCUGCUCUUAUCGUCUGCAUCUUCAUAUUCCACUGGUGGCGUGAGCGAGGCUUACAAUUCUGGUCAGGCAGUCGGCAGACACACAAGACCGGGCCUUAUAGCAAGUUCCGGACCGAGCUCAGCGACGUCUGGUCCAUCUCCAGUGGGAAUGUCCGAACGGAACUACGGACCCCCAGUACCCUCCACACCAUCACAGAGGAGUAACACACACACACACACACACACACACACACACACACACACACACACACACACACACACACACACACACACACACACACACACACACACACACACACACACACACACACACACACACACACACAGACACUCACCCAGUCACACACACACACAAAGUGUGAACGCACAAGAAUAAGCAAAGGAAAACGGGGAGGAAAACAAGAGGAGGAACUGAAUGUGUAAAAAGAGGAAGAGGGUGAUGUAAUGUGAAAGAUGAGUCAGUAUUUUGAUCAUCCUGACUAAGACUGUUGUUCCUGUGUCCUCACCUGACCAGCUCAUUCACACUCAUUCUGGUGACCACUGGAACUAAACAACUGAACUGCUCAAGUAGGAAAUAUACACUGAACAAAAAUAUAAAUGCAACAUGUAAAGUGUUGGUCCCAUGUUUCAUGAGCUGAAAUAAGAAAUCACAGACAUUUUCCAUACGCACAAAAAGCUUAUUUCUCUCAAAUUUUGUGCACAAAUUUGUUUACAUCCCUGUUAGUGAGCAUUUCUCCUUUGCCAAGAAAAUCCAUCCACCUGACAGGUGUGACAUGUCAAGAAGCUGAUUAAACAGCAUGAUCAUUACACAGGUGCACCUUAUCCUGGGGACAAUAAAUGUCCACUUCAAAAUGUGCACUUUUGUCACACAACACAAUGCCACAGAAGACUCAAGUUUUGAGGGAGCGUGUAAUUGGCAUGCUGACUGCAGGAAUGUCCACCAGAGAAUUGAAUGUUAAUUUCUCUACCAUAAGCUGCCUCCAACAUUGUUUUAGAGAAUUUGGCAGUACAUCCAACCAGCCUCAGAACCACAAACCACGUGUACCACUCCAUCCCAGGACCUUCACAUCCGGCUUCUUCACCUGAAGGAUUGUCUGAGGGGGGGGGGGGGGGCAUGGCUCCCCAGUGGGUGGGCCUAUGCCCUCCAUGGCUGCACCCCUACUCAGUCAUGUGAAAUACAUAGAUUAGGGCCUAAUGAAUUUAUUUCAAUGGACUGAUUUCUUUCUAUGAAAUGUAACUCAGUAAAAUCUUUGAAAUUGUUGCAUGUUGCGUUUAGAUUUUUGUUCAGUAUAUAUUUUUUGUUCUCAUAACUGUCCAGACAUCAGCUGCAUUAGAGGAAUUGAUGAAUAGUGUCUUAAAUUGUGUGAGUGAGUGGAUGCAGGUGAACACUGAUUGUACUGUGGUUUUAAUGAUCAUUGAGUUGCUAUUUAGAUUUGAAUGUAUGACCAAGCAGUAGCCUAGUGUUUUAGCAUGGCAGUGAAAUACAGCGUCUGCUUCUGCAAACGUACAUCUAUCUAUCAUGAGAUAUACUCCUAAAGAAUUGUUUAUUUUGAGGUUGUAGAAGCUAUGUGAGUAUGACUUUCUGGUGUUAAUCUGAGGGUUGGUUGGUAAUGGCUCUGUGGACAGUGUUGAGCGGGAGACAGUAGAUCUAAGUGCCAUAGGAGACACACUGUCCACAAGCCACUGGCCAGCCAUACAGAGGAUAGAUGAGAGAUUUUAGGGGGCUUCUACAGAACUUUUGGAAUUAUCUGAAGCCUUCUAGAACUGUCACAAUACAUUCUAGAACACUCCAAGACAAAAAAUACAUGUUGACAGUAAACCAUCUAACAACAGAGCAGUUGAUAUUCUGAUGACCAGAGGGCAAAAUAAUGAUCAUUGGUGGAAUUGCACUCCACCUUGCUUGCAUUAGAGACCGCUAGGCUAUACAAAUACCAUGCUAUCAUGAAUCAAAACCUAUAUUUGGUCCCAACAAUGAUUCAAAGGUAUCAAACGCUCAAUGUAAUUGUUGUUAAAUAGCAAAAGGCUACAUAGUAUUUCUGGUCAUUUUCUGUUUAACAGGAUGACCAUUUUGUUUUAAUGUAUGAGCCUUCUCUAUGUUAUUUUACUGUAACUAUUUUCUGACUGUAAAUGGUAUUACCUGAUAUUAAAAAUCUUUAAAGGGU
Molecule: messenger RNA, 3761 nt
Organism: Salvelinus fontinalis (brook trout)
Lineage: Eukaryota; Metazoa; Chordata; Actinopteri; Salmoniformes; Salmonidae
Product: glycerophosphodiester phosphodiesterase domain-containing protein 5-like
Exons: 17
Coding region: 1-1803 (600 amino acids)
Biological process (GO): lipid metabolic process
Cellular component (GO): membrane
Molecular function (GO): glycerophosphodiester phosphodiesterase activity
Source: RefSeq, a predicted model, not a curated record